UCCAACAGACCACACAAGCCACAAGCGUAGAUAGGGAACAAACGCAGAUGUACACUCGCACAAACGCGCACAGAUAGAGGCGUAUUCAUAUUUCGUCACGUCAGCCUACAACAAUAACAAGUGGUUUCUAUUGGAGCAGUUACGCUCCGUGCAUUGUGUCCUGUCUACCUGCCUGACCGCGUGCACUAGUGAGCCUCCUUUCUCCCCGCAAGCCACUGGAUUUUCUCUCUGGAGGUCUGUGCGACAUCUCAGGUUGACAUUCACAUUCCAGCAAACUUGGUUGACUGACUGUAUUGCCUAGAAGCGUUUUCGUCAGGGGUGCACCCCUGUGAGGGUCGUGUGAAAUUUAGCGCGGAUCGGGCAGCUUACAAGACGGAAGACGACGAGGUUUUCCUCGGAAAAAAUUUUUUCGAUUACAUGUCGAUUUGUCGUGUGCAGAUCUCUAACUAGCAAAUGCAGCGCUAACAUUUGGUGUACAAGAAGGACAAAAGCCAUAACGACAACUUAGGUGAUAUCGCACUAGGAGGGCUUAUGCGACAGAAGGGCCACGGAAGAUCCAAGAUUAAUCAAGAAGUUUUAAGUUUUUACUAAACUGUGCAGUGUACGCCAUCAUAGCGUGUUGGUCAUCUUUGUCGGCCUUAUGCCAAGAGCAAGACCCAAAGUUCACUUUGAUGGGUGGCAGCGAUUAUAGUGAGAUAAAUUUUUAGGACUAGAGGUUUACUGGAGAACCGCAAGCUUGAGGAGGUUAGGACACCUUUCAUGGCUCGUCGCUGCCAAAGGUGCAAGCGGAACCUCUCAUUGUGAGUGGACAUUCGUAGGGGCUGAGUUCUCGUGUAUAGGAUUCUACAUAACUAUAGAUUGCUUCUGAACGGUACUUAUCCAAUCUGAUUUACUAUUUGAGAGCCGGGAUGAAAGCUUACGGGACCCAUUGGCCGCUGCACAGAUGUCUUGCUGCUGCAUUCAGAUUGCUUUUUUCAACAGUAGCGUCCGCAGCUCAGUAUAUUUCACCAAGAAGCUUCCAAACGUUGUUUCUCCUGGUAACCUUUUUCGGUUGUUUGGGUUUGGUGGCUCAGGGAGCCGUAGACCAUAAGGAAGCCCAUGGGCAUAUCACGGCGAUUGCCCAGAGUUCCGACAAUGUUACCAUGCACGUACAAUCUUCACGCCAUCGCCAUACGAUCCUAAUUAACGGAACUGAAGUAAAAUGCGGCCCCGCUGCCAUCGAAGAGUUUCCACGUCCGAUUAUUACUCCAAAGAUACGAGAAAACGGAGGAAUUAUCGUCCACAUCACGACUGCCAUUUCAAUGGUUCUCAUUAUAUCGGUACUCUGUAAGGAGUACUUUGUGCCAGCACUGCACUGCAUUAUUAAUUAUCUGGAAGUGGAUCCUGAUGUGGCAGGGGGAACUUUCAUGGCUGCUGCGAGUUCAAUUCCUGCUCUGGUGACGUCCAUCAUUGGAGUCAACGUUGUCGAGAAUGAUCUGGGUUUGUCGACAACCCUCGGUUCCGGUGUACUCAAUGGUGCAGGUGUGCUAUCAAUUUCGGCCCUUUUUGCCAAACGUUCCGUUGAGAUUCACGCGUGGCCCCUUUAUCGAUCAUCAUUCUUCUUUCUUCUCUGUAUGGUGAUCGUGCUUUGUUCACUCAUGGACAGCCAAAUCGACUGGAUUGAGGCUCUCAUCUGUCUGCUAUCUUAUUUGGCUUAUGGCUUAGUAAUGGCAUUCAAUCGAAGACUCGAAAGCGCUUUCAAGGCCAUCACCGGCAUCCAGGACUUUGACGACCCUAUUGAAGGCAAGGGGCAACCAGCGGAAAUUACGACGAUCGAGAGCUAUACCCACUUUAGUGAGAACGAGAUGAAAACAAUCAAAGAUAGCAACGAUCACAAUAUCAUUUCGAAAUUGGACGCAAAUACACUGAAACAAUUUGAGGCUACAAUGAACGCGCAAAAUGGCGGUGCAGGCAGCGCGGAAUUGGUGAUCGAUGAGCCUGUAAUCGACCCGAAGGCCUGGGAAAACCUGAAUAUACCACGAAAGAUAUUCUACGUUGUAACGAAGCCGUUUUCUUAUGUUCUUUCAUUCCUCAUUCCUAACUGUAAAAAACCUGGUUAUGAAAAGUACUACCUCGUCACGUUCAUUCUAUCUGGCGGAUUCAUUGCAGCCUUCUCCUAUAUUCUUGUCUGGAUGAUGGCUAUCAUUGGUUUUACGUUCGGCAUUCCCGACAGCGUAUUGGGACUUACUUUUCUGUCAGUUUCGGUCACACUUCCCGACGUUAUGGCCGCCGUUCUCGUCGUACGUAAAGGCUACGGAGACAUGGCCGUAUGCUAUAUUUUAGGAACAAACAUUUUUGAAGUGUUGGUCGGUCUUGGGUUUCCUUGGUUCAUUCAGACUAUUCUCAUCAAACCUGGCACCACCGUUGAAUUACAGAGUUCAGGUCUGAUUUACUCAACAGCCUGCGUACUUUUCACUGUUUUCCUCGUGCCAGCUUUGACGUAUGCUACCCGUUGGAAAAUGAACAGGACAUACGGUGUAAUCCUUCUUCUGUGGUAUCUUAUUUUUAUGGUUAUCUCGUGUAUGUAUCAGCUCAACGUUUUCGACGAUUCCAACCCUCCCUCGUGCGGCAGUGACUAUUGAGCGAAAACCGUCAUGCCCAUGUCAUUUUGCAUAGAGGAAUCAACACACAGAAUAUUGUUCUGUUGGAUGUUGAUGGUAAAACCUACAGCCGACAUGUUACCAUUUUGUUAGUGUAACCAAGCUAGCAUGCACAAUAGUCUCGAGAGAUUCGCGCCCUCUGAGUGAAUAACACAUAUGUGUAGAAUUGUGCAAGUAACGUGAUCAACAACCUUCAACGUGGCUUUUUGAGGCGAGCUCCGAAUGCGCAGUAGCUAGUCCUACAACGUACUGGCCCCCGGUGAUGCGCUCGUGGAUCAUAAUUUGAUUUACCGUUAAAACGAAAAAAGUUUUAACGGGGAAAUUUUAAAUGUAAAAUUGUAUCAGAUACAAAAUAAACGCGGUUCAUUUACGACAUGAUGAAAAUAAAAGGUUUAACGGAGAUUAUAGGACUACCUACAUACGACAAAAAUUCAGUUGAACAAAAGUUUUACAGGUUCUACCUUUUCCGUAGAACUGCAAGGAACACUUAACGGAAGUGCGUUUGUAAUGAAGCGAUUUAGCUGGCUAGUCCUAACAGUCAAUACGGAAUAAUAAACGAAGUCAAUAGGGUUUUCUGAAAGAAGGAAAGUGAAGACAACAGCAAGGCCGCAUAUUUCCUUUUCGUCGCUCUCACCUUGAAAAGAGUUCAUUUAGCGGGGUUAUGGUGUGUGCAGUCACUGCAAUUUGUUUGUGUUGAGGAAACUAGAAUGUGUGAUUCAAUGUUUUAAAACAACAAAAUUUGAUUAUAAUUAUUAUUUUAAGCUGAUUGUGAUGUGCUAGUUGUGAAUAUGUGCUCUUCGAAGCGGCCGAGUACACUUUUAAAGAAGAAAACUACAACAAAACAUACUGGGUGAUCCAAUCGGAUGAUAGAUUUUGCCGACACAAGAAUCAAUACAAUGAUUACUCUGUUUUCUUACACUAAGUAAAAAAUGACUGAAUAAAAGUAAUAAUACAACGAAGGCAGAUACGUGAAGGGAAACAGACAGUGAGCCUUAUACCGGUCACAAAAAAAAGAAACACAAAAUGUCUAAAUUAUUUUGGUAGUACAAUAUGAAUGUGAUGUGAUUCCAUUCUGCUGGACGGGGCGACUAAUAUCCUAAUCAACUAGAUCAAAACGUACAAUCUUUGUAGAUUUUAGACCUACUUCUAGUUGGAAAGCGCGAAUAUCUACCAGUCCUGUUACAACGUGGAUAUAAUUACGACAGUAACAACAAUAACAGUAAAGGUAAUAUAUUAAUACAAACGAUGCUCGUUUUAAAUGUAAUAGGACCAAGAUGAGUGAAUGACACAAUGAAGUGGUGCUGCGACCAGCCAUUGUACAGAAAGUCAUUAAAUAACGGAUCUAUAUCAAAAGCUUUAUACAGCAGUAGAAAUCGAUAUAGAAAAAGGUUAUAAUAAUAAGAAAAAGCAGAUAAAUAAUGAUAACUAAUAUUAUAAGAAGCGGAUUUUUUUUCCCCAGUAAGUUUAACAUAUGUACAUUUGCACAGAGUUAUUGCAUUUACUUAUUGACGUUAUCUGUCUUCAUGGCAAGCAACUAUUACAUUCUUCGGAAUCACCUGUGCCGCCAAGCGUGCCUUGUUAACAUGUUGUCUAAAUGACUAGAGUUCGUGCAAUUUACUUUCAACUAUUAUAUAAUUCUUUAUUAUUUUAAAGCAUACUCACGAAAAUAAAUCUACGUUUUGUUUGACGUUUUAAAGUCA
Varroa destructor (honeybee mite) is the source of this 4339-nucleotide messenger RNA. RefSeq names its product sodium/potassium/calcium exchanger 5-like. Gene Ontology annotation, molecular function: calcium, potassium:sodium antiporter activity; calcium channel activity. Gene Ontology annotation, cellular component: plasma membrane. Gene Ontology annotation, biological process: intracellular calcium ion homeostasis; calcium ion transmembrane transport. NCBI's taxonomy places the organism in Eukaryota, Metazoa, Arthropoda, Arachnida, Mesostigmata, Varroidae. The record is from RefSeq and is a predicted model, not a curated record.